Molecule: messenger RNA, 622 nt
Organism: Ceraceosorus bombacis
Lineage: Eukaryota; Fungi; Basidiomycota; Exobasidiomycetes; Ceraceosorales; Ceraceosoraceae
Source: the annotation of a GenBank genome assembly
AUGUCAUCCGCCGAGCAGACGUACGGGAAUCAGAACGACGAUCAGCUCGACAAGCUGCUCAGCAAAGUCAAAGCUCUCGUGAGUUGCAGCCGAGCUACGUCACAGGUCUUGUCAGCGUAGCGUGGCGAUGCCAUGACGAUCAGGGCAGGAUGGGACAGGCUUGAAUGCGCUGGGCGCUACGCCGUUUCGCUGCGUGCUCGCGUGGACACUCGAGCUGCCAGCAGACGGAUGACGCCAGUCGUGGUUGCGCGCAACUCCACACUGAUGACGCUCUCACACGUCCCUUGGCAUAUAUGCGCUUGCUGCGCCUCGUCACAGCGCGGCGUCACGACGGAUAUCCAUUCCGAUGUAGAGUCGCAGCGCACAGGACUUCUAGCAGACGCCGUGAGUCUGACAUCCUUGGUAGCCUGCUGUUCUUUGGAAGUGCACCGGUACUGACAGCCGUCACACGGUCCUCGCGUUCAAGUCGGAAUCCUUCGAUGCCUUUUCCAACAGGCUAGGCUCCACGUCUUCUCGAUUCACAAGACAGGUGGUCGCAGGUGCAAAGAGCAACAGGCUGCUCACAAUGUACAUCCUCGGCGGUAUUGUCGCCCUCUUUCUCAUAUGGCAUAUUUUGUUUUAG